Messenger RNA from Mastomys coucha (southern multimammate mouse), 2242 nucleotides. It is a transcript of the gene Krt2, whose product is annotated as keratin 2. Gene Ontology annotation, molecular function: structural constituent of skin epidermis. Lineage: Eukaryota; Metazoa; Chordata; Mammalia; Rodentia; Muridae. Gene Ontology annotation, cellular component: keratin filament. The transcript is spliced from 9 exons. Gene Ontology annotation, biological process: intermediate filament organization; keratinization. Bases 28 to 2097 code for a protein of 689 amino acids. The record is from RefSeq and is a predicted model, not a curated record.
UUCACUCGUCUUGCUGAGCAAAACAUCAUGAGUUGCCAGAUCUCCUGCAAAUCCCGAAGAGGAGGAGGUGGAGGAGGCGGUGGAUUCAGGGGCUUCAGUAGUGGUUCAGCUGUGGUCUCUGGAGGGAGCCGGAGAUCAACUACCAGCUUCUCCUGCGUGAGCCGCCACGGCGGUGGCAGAGGAGGCUCUGGUGGAGGUGGCUUUGGCAGUCAGAGUCUUGUUGGCCUCGGAGGGUACAAGAGCAUCUCUAGUAGCGUGGCUGGCAGCAGUGGUGGAUUUGGUGGCAGAAGCUACGGUGGCUUCGGAGGUGGCAGCAGUGGCUUCGGAGGUGGAAGCAGUGGCUUCGGAGGUGGCCGAGGAUUUGGAGGAGGCCCAGGAUUUGGAGGUGGCAGCUUCGGAGGUGGCAGCAGCUUUGGAGGUGGUGGAUUUGGAGGAGGUGGCUUUGGCGGAGGCCGCUUUGGAGGUGGCCCUGGAGGUUUUGGGGGCCCUGGAGGAUUCCCUGGUGGAGGCAUCCAUGAAGUGUCUGUCAAUCAGAGCCUCUUGCAGCCUCUUGAUGUUAAAGUAGACCCAGAGAUCCAGAACGUGAAGUCUCAGGAGCGGGAGCAGAUCAAAACCCUCAACAACAAAUUUGCCUCUUUCAUUGACAAGGUGCGAUUCCUGGAGCAGCAGAACCAAGUGUUGGAGACCAAAUGGGAACUCCUGCAGCAGUUGGAUGUAGGCACCCGCACCACCAACCUGGACCCCAUCUUCCAGGCCUACAUUGCCCUGCUCAAGAAGGAAGUGGACAGGCUUUCUGCAGAAAGGACCUCACAGGAGUCAGAGCUGAACAACAUGCAGGAUCUUGUGGAAGACUUUAAGAAGAAGUAUGAGGAUGAGAUCAACAAGCGCACGUCUGCAGAGAAUGAUUUUGUGACCAUUAAAAAGGAUGUGGACAGUUGCUACAUGGACAAGACAGAGCUGCAGGCCAGGGUGGACAUACUGACACAGGAAGUCAAUUUCCUGAGAACACUCUACGACGCGGAACUGUCCCAGCUACAGCAGAAUGUCACCGACACCAAUGUCAUCUUGUCCAUGGACAACAACCGGAACCUUGACCUGGACAGCAUCAUUGCUGAGGUUCAGAGUCAAUACGAGAUGAUCGCCCAUAAGAGCAAGGCUGAGUCAGAGGAGCUGUACCACAGCAAGGCAAAUGAAGAACUCCAAGUCACUGCUGUGAAACACGGGGACAGCUUGAAAGAGAUCAAGAUGGAGAUCAGCGAGUUGAACCGCACAAUCCAGAGGCUGCAAGGGGAGAUAUCACAUGUGAAGAAGCAGUGUAAGGGUGUACAAGACUCCAUUGCAGAUGCAGAGCAGCGUGGGGAGCAUGCCAUCAAAGAUGCCAGAGGCAAGCUCACUGACCUGGAGGAGGCCAUGCAGCAGUGCCGGGAGAACCUGGCCCGGCUGCUGAGGGACUACCAGGAGCUCAUGAACACCAAGCUGGCCCUGGAUGUGGAGAUUGCCACCUACCGCAAGCUACUGGAGGGAGAGGAGUGCAGGAUGUCUGGAGACUUCAGCGACAAUGUGUCUGUGUCCGUGACAAGCAGCACCAUCUCCUCAUCUGUGGCAUCUAAGGCUGGCUUUGGCUCUGGAGGUCAAAGUUCAGGAGGAAGAGGAUCUUAUGGAGGACGAUCAGGAGGAGGAAGCACCUAUGGCUCUGGAGGCAGAAGGUCUGGCUUCAGAGGAUCUGGAUCUGGAGGAGGCUCCAGGGGAGGAUCUGGAGGAGGAGGCUCUAGAGGAGGCUCCAGCUCUGGUGGGGGAGGAUACAGUUCUAGAGGAGGCUCUGGAGGAGGCUCCAGCUCUGGAGGAGGAGGAUACAGUUCUAGAGGAGGCUCUGGAGGAGGCUCCAGCUCUGGAGGAGGAGGAUACAGUUCUGGAGGAGGCUCUGGAGGAGGAGGAUACAGUUCUAGAGGAGGCUCCAGAGGGGGCUCCAGCUCUGGUGGGGCAGGAUACAGCUCUGGAGGAGGCUCCAGCUCUGGUGGGGCAGUGUCUGGCUCUGAAAGGGGCGGUUCUGGGUCAGGGGAAGGUUGUGGCUCUGGUGUGACCUUCUCCUUUAGAUAGAGAUGGGUCUUCUCUCUACUCUUCAAUUCCAGAAUGUCAGCUGUAUCUCUGUAUCUCUAACUCUGAUCAACUCCAGUAUUUGUAAUCUACCUGAUGUGAUUUUUUUUGAGAGGGGGGUGAUAAAAGAUGUCUCCUAACAAUUAGA